Messenger RNA from Mesoplodon densirostris (Blainville's beaked whale), 1472 nucleotides. RefSeq names its product cyclin dependent kinase 3 (gene CDK3). NCBI's taxonomy places the organism in Eukaryota, Metazoa, Chordata, Mammalia, Artiodactyla, Ziphiidae. Gene Ontology annotation, biological process: regulation of G2/M transition of mitotic cell cycle; protein phosphorylation; signal transduction. Gene Ontology annotation, molecular function: cyclin-dependent protein serine/threonine kinase activity; cyclin binding; ATP binding. Gene Ontology annotation, cellular component: cytoplasm; cyclin-dependent protein kinase holoenzyme complex; nucleus. The record is from RefSeq and is a predicted model, not a curated record. The transcript is spliced from 7 exons. The coding region runs from base 1 to 969 and encodes 322 amino acids.
AUGGGGGCGAACGCCCCAGGCGCCUUCUGUUUCCAGGGCGACUCUGCGGGCAUGGAUGUGUUCCAGAAGGUGGAGAAGAUCGGAGAGGGCACCUAUGGGGUGGUGUACAAGGCCAAGAACAAGGAGACCGGGCAGCUCGUGGCCCUCAAGAAGAUCAGGCUGGAUGUGGAGACCGAGGGCGUCCCGAGCACCGCCAUCAGGGAGAUCUCCCUGCUCAAAGAGCUUAAGCAUCCCAACAUCGUCAGGCUGCUGGACGUGGUGCACAGCGAGAAGAAGCUUUACCUGGUGUUUGAGUUCCUCAGCCAGGACCUGAAGAAGUACAUGGACUCCACCCCAGCCUCCGAGCUCCCCCUGCAUUUAGUCAAGAGCUACCUCUUCCAGCUGCUGCAGGGGGUGAACUUCUGCCACUCUCAUCGGGUCAUCCACCGAGACCUGAAGCCCCAGAAUCUGCUCAUCAGUGAGUUGGGGGCCAUCAAGCUGGCUGACUUUGGACUGGCUCGGGCCUUCGGGGUGCCCCUGCGCACCUACACCCAUGAGGUGGUGACACUCUGGUAUCGUGCCCCCGAGAUCCUCUUGGGAAGCAAGUUCUACUCGACAGCUGUGGAUGUCUGGAGCAUUGGUUGCAUCUUUGCAGAGAUGGUGACCCGCAGAGCCCUGUUUCCUGGCGACUCUGAGAUUGACCAACUCUUUCGUAUCUUUCGGACCCUGGGGACACCCAGUGAAGCCAUGUGGCCAGGAGUCACCCAGCUGCCUGACUAUAAGGGCAGUUUCCCCAAGUGGACCAGGAAGGGGCCGGAGGAGAUCGUGCCCCACCUGGAGCCAGAGGGCAAGGACCUGCUCAUGCAACUCCUGCAGUACGACCCCAGCCGGCGCAUCUCAGCCAAGGCCGCCCUUGUGCAUCCGUACUUCUCGUCCACCGAGACCUCCCCGGCCCCACACCAGUGUGUGCUGGAGCGUUUCUGCCGCUGAGAAGGUGUGAGGCCUCAAAACCUCUCUCCAGCUGCUGCCCCCCUGCCUCCCCACUCACUUCCCAAGAAAGAAGACACAUCUGGGGGGGAGAGCAAUUUGGCAUCAGCCGUCAGAGGGCUGAGUUUGGGUUUGUCCUGCCAGCAGGUUAGCGAGUUCCUGUGUUUGUUGGGUUUGCCGGUGCCGUUUCAAGAUGGGGGCACAGAAGCCCCAUGCCCGAGGGGGUCCGUUAGAGGCUGGGUCCCCUGGCACCAGAAUGGCAGGUGCCGAGGAGAGUAGGAAGCCUGCCCGGGCCUCCAGUGAGGCCCUCCUAGUGCCCUUCAGCUGCCUGGCCCUCAGUUGCAGAGCCAGAGCCCAGGGGAAAGGGUUUCUCCUGGCUGGUCUUCCGGAUUUAAAAUGGUCUGGGGAAGAGUUGAGUUCCAGUUAAGAGUCCCAAGUUAAACAGGAAGCGGGCUGAGGGAGAGAGGACAUCUUCCUGAUCCUGGGGCAGGCCACGUGUUCUAAGU